CAAACAUCUGAGAUGAGUGAUGAUGCGCAGGCGCGCUUGUUGGCGCCAAUGCCCGGUACAGAUGGCAGAUGUUUUGUAACCAGUGCGUACUUGUACACGCUUGGCAAAAUCGUAAGCAAUUUCAAUAAUUAUUUGUGAGACAACUAGCCCCCCUAUCGCAAAUCUAGUAGCACCGCGUGAAAGUCCACACUUUGCGGAACAUGAAUCUGGUAAAAUUUUCGUUAUUAGAUGAGGCCUGAUGCUAGUUGAGGCCGAGUUUGUCGCCGCGAACCCAGCUGCUUUGUAUAAAGUGGUUUGGAAACCAUUUUGUUUAGUAUUCCGGAACAUCUCGUUUUUGACCCGGUGUUUUCGAAAAUAUCUCGGUUGAGGAAGUAAUACAGUGUGAGACAUCCGAGGAAAGAAGCCCGACCUGCAAGAUCGGCCACCAAUGCUCAACCGUGAAUUUUAAUGAUUUGAACAAUAGACAAAAUGCCUCGACCUUUCCUCCGAACGGAAAGCCCCAGGGGGUACAGAGCCGCAAUGUCUGAGACCACCCCCGACAUGGGCAUCGUCAAAUCCGAGUACGUGACCAGCCCCCAUUUGCUUGAUCACGGCUAUGGGGCCACGCCGCAAAACCAAUUGCUCCCAUCGGCGGCUCCGAAUGCAACCGCGCCAGUUAAACGGAGACUUAACCUCGAACUUGAACGGGGCCGAGUGGUGCCUCUGAAGCAGGAAUUCAAGCCCCCGCAGCCCAAAAAGCAAAAACGGUUGACCCCUACGAAAAAAAACACGCGAUAUGAUACGUCCUUGGGGCUCCUCACGCAGAAAUUCUCGGCCCUUCUCGAGGAAUCCCCCAACGGAGUCGUCGAUCUCAACAAGGCCUCGCAGCAACUCAACGUGCAAAAGCGCCGAAUUUACGACAUCACGAACGUCCUGGAGGGCAUAGGCAUCAUCGAGAAAAAAUCCAAAAACAAUAUUCAGUGGAAAGCCAGUCGGAAAGACAACGAAAAGUUCCUCAGACUCACCAAGGACCUGCAGGACUUGGAGAAUCAGGAAAACGACCUCAAUCGAAUGAUCAACACAGUAAAAAAACAACUGAUGGGGUUAAACAACGACAAACAUGGGUUUGUCACUUAUCAGGAUUUGAGAUCGAUAGAAAAGUUCAAACAGAAUACAGUUAUCGUGGUCAAAGCGCCCCCGAAAACGCAUUUAUCGGUGAAAACCGCCUCCAAAGAGGACAAUAAAUACAGUAUUCAAUUAAAGAGCGACACGGGGGAAAUCGAGGUUUUCCUAUGUCCUGAAUAUGUACCACCUGCCAAACCAAAGACUGAACCUCUUGAGGAUGACUUUAAAGAUAUCAAAUUCAGUCCAAGUUUCGAUUUGACUACUCCACCUGUGCCUCUUUUCGACAGUCCUAGAGCACCGCAAAAGCAAAUUUCCUCGCAGAUAUGCAGGAACUUAUCAUUUACGAAAGAUCCAGUGGUCAGUGCCCGUACGCCACUAUCAGUACAAAAUCCAUUUACAUAUAAUAACGUUUUAACGUCAUCUCAAGAACCAACGCCUGCAGAAAUGGACCCGUUACGGCUCUCCCCUUACCCAUCAUUGGUGGAUGGUUACCCAACUUGUUUGGAUUCCAGCAGUUUGAAACUGGGGACGGUACCCCUCAUUAAUGAUAAUGAGGUACUAGGGCCCAUGAUGGGACCUUACUCCAUGCAUACAGCAAACAUACAAACAGGGUAUACAAUUGACUCGUUUUUCCCAAACGAACCGUUUCUACAUUUGGAACCGCCAGCAAUGCACUCUGAAUAUAACUUCAGUUUGGAUGCAAACGAAGGGUUACGAGAUCUCUUUGAUUUCUUAUAAAGGAAAUCGGUUUUCAUCAUUGCUCAUGUACAAAUUAUUUGCUUAUGAUCACAUUGAUUGUAACUUUAACUGAGGUUCUCAAGAUUACUAAAUAGUUGUCGUACUUAAUUGACUGAUUGGAAGCUUAAAAAUUUUGUAUAUAGUCGUGUUCUUAUUAAAAAGAUAUAUUUUACUGCCCGAGUAUUUGACAGGCAGAGAAAUUAUUUUAAGGUGUAUUAAUAACGGCACAGAUUUGUAAAUAUCGCAACUUAUUUUGGAAGUUGUAAUGAAACGGCUCAAAACUACAUUCCAAAAUCGAUGUUUUCUUGAGUGUAUACUUUGGGCUAUUUCGUAAUGAUGAGAACCUUGUAUUUGUGUCAUUUCAUUCAUUUUAUAUUUAUUGUUGAGUUAACAUUGGUUAAAUAUUAAAAUUAGAUUUUUACAAAUAUUUUCUAAGAAAAAACUGGACCAAAGUGCCUAUUUGUUUGGUCACGAUUAAUAUUUAAUUUUUUGAGCUGUCUCAAUGUCAAACUUAUUUAUUCAUUACGAAAAAACUACUUAUCACUAGCAUCAGAAAGUGUUAAUAUGAAAUGGAAUCAAAUGGUGCCAUUGGAAAAUCUCUUGUAAAUAUAUUUAUACACGCUUAUGGGGCAUUUUUGUCUGUUUUAAUUCCAUAAUUAGAAAUUUUAAGAGAAAAUUAUAUAGAUUUUACCUGCUGUUGUUUUUCUUUUUGUUAGUAAAAUACAUUGUUUGCACCCACUUCUGGAUCACCUUGCUUUUGUUGUUUUUAAUAAAAUAAUAAUUGCGCUAGUGUUGCAAUAAGUCCGUACUAGUCUUUUUUACAGAUGCAAUUUCGUAAGAUUUGUAAUUUUUUGUGAACAAUAUUUUAAAACUUGUUUGACUGAGUAUUUAAUAUUGCAAUUUUUGUAGAAGAACGUGGGUGUUUUGUUUAUUCAGUACAAUUAUUUUUGGUUUUAAUUGUUACUUCUGUAAAUAGGUUAUUUUAAUGUUUAUCUUUUAUAUUAUUAUAUAUAUUAUAAAUGUCCGAAAGCCAAUAGAGGCCUUAAAUCAGUUCGGUAGAAACAUCACAUACAGGUGAUCUUUAUCUUAUGUCCUCUUUGACUAACAGUCCAAAAGACUUAAAUUUUUAUUGAUUAGGGGCCAUUCGAGCUUACUUUUCACCUUAUUAAACAUUCUAAAAUUACAAUAUUAAGCUUGCAUAUCACUUUUCUAUUUUUUUGUCAUUUGUGCAACUUUUUAACCUAAAACUCUCAUGAUUGUGAACUGUUUUAUGAUUUUUAUUUCAGUUUUGUGAUAGAUCGAAAGUUGUAUUAUCAAACAGGAAACUAACAAUAUUUUGCUAUUUGACGGCAAAUAAUCAUUAAACGUAAUAAUCAUGUCGAAGAAUUGCACAGUUUUUUUUAUUUAAAGUGUCACAUGUUUUGGCUGCUUAUUUCUUUGUAAUUUUUAUAGUUUAUAUCAGUUCACAAGUUAAGAGGCGUUAAUAAAAAUCACUCUGUACAUUUUGAUAAUGUACAUAAAAUUGUAAAUUAAAUAAUAGAUGCACUUA
Molecule: messenger RNA, 3391 nt
Organism: Tribolium madens (black flour beetle)
Lineage: Eukaryota; Metazoa; Arthropoda; Insecta; Coleoptera; Tenebrionidae
Product: transcription factor E2F5-like
Exons: 4
Coding region: 469-1842 (457 amino acids)
Biological process (GO): regulation of transcription by RNA polymerase II
Cellular component (GO): RNA polymerase II transcription regulator complex
Molecular function (GO): protein dimerization activity; RNA polymerase II cis-regulatory region sequence-specific DNA binding; DNA-binding transcription factor activity, RNA polymerase II-specific
Source: RefSeq, a predicted model, not a curated record